Paralichthys olivaceus (Japanese flounder) is the source of this 2329-nucleotide messenger RNA. NCBI's taxonomy places the organism in Eukaryota, Metazoa, Chordata, Actinopteri, Pleuronectiformes, Paralichthyidae. The record is from RefSeq and is a predicted model, not a curated record.
UCCGUCUGUCAGCCACAGGACAGUGUGUGUGUGAGUGUGUGUGAGAGAGGGAGUGUGUGUGUGUUUCAGUGUGAGUGGAUGUUUUUAUUCAUGAGAGGCGGACGACAGGAGAGUUCUACCGUUAUCUUACUUGGACUUCCAUCUGUUUUGAACUCUUUCCAGGACUGUGAGGCUCUGCUGCUGAGUUACCGGCUGGCUUUUUGUGCGUGACCACAGCUGGACAGACAGACGGAGGCUAAACAGACAUCGUGUCGGGGAUCAUAAAGGCUGUCGUGUUGCCGGGAUCGUUGCUGGCUGAUCUACCAGACCUGUAUAUUAGAUAAAGAGCUCCCAUCAGAUCAGCUGUACUGUGGCUGACCGGUGACCCCGAUCCACAGCCUAACCCCCUUCUGGGUCACCGCUGAGCUAACAGAGGUGGUCUGGCCGGACCUGAUGUGGAAUUUGACCCCGACUGACCCUGUCCCACAACUAGCCUUUCACUGAGCCCGGAUUUGGAAAAAGGAAUAAAAGACAGGGGCGACUGAGAAGAAAGGAGGAAGAAAGAGAGAGAAGCGAGAGCAGCAGCAGCGGCAGCAGCACAGUGACCGAUCCUCCAGCAUGCCGGUUGAAACGCUGCGGCCUUCAGACGGCCGUUUAACCGGAGUUCCCUUCACCUCUGCCAUGCCCUUCAGGAUACUUAACAAGGGCCCGGAUUACUUCCGUCGCCAGGCUGAGCCCGGGGCCCGUAAACUGAGUGCGGUGGAGCGCCUGGAGGCCGACAAGGCAAAGUACGUUAAGAGCCAGCAGGUGGCCCUCACCCGUCAGGCUCCUAUCAAACCACCAAUUAUCCGCAAGCCCCUCGUCCCUCCGGGAAUGAUGUUUCAGUGCCAGAUCAGCACCCCUCCAGCCCGCAAAUUUCCCCGCUGCCCAGUGGAUUUGGAAAACAGAGGAGGAAGAGAGGGACCAGGAGGGAGAAGAGGACCUGCUCUUAACUUGGAUAUUCUGAAUAAUCUAAUCAAUGAUGUGUGUGAUGGACCAUUGCCCAGUUCCCAGUCUUCUUCCUCUACCUCCCCCUCCUCAUCAUCUCCUUCAUCAGGAGCUAAGAGCAUCGGCAGCAGCCUGUCAGCAGAACAGGAGAGGAGCAACAGGCUCCUCAACAACCUGAAACCUUUGAAUCACGGCAACACCAACUCUUCAUCCAACUCCUCCUGCACUUCCUCACCGCUCAGUAACAACCUCCGUGCCCCUCCAGCAGAACUCACCCGACGUCCACCCCCGAUUCCGGCACGAGCGCCACGCAUUGGGGUUCCAGUGCCCUAUAGCUCCCCAAACUCAGUGACAGUACGCAGGGUGGAUGUUCGGCCUCAGGCAGAGAUAAGGAAGCCCCAGAGGGCCCAGCUGCAGAUCAGGCCCAGACAGACUCCGCAAGGUCAAGUUGCACACCCCCAAGUUCCACCCCCGCCCCCACCCACUCACAACCAACCCCAACCUCACACACAGCAGAGCACCCCCCUACAAACUCUGCCCUCCCCUCCCGCCUAUCUGCCACCCAGUCCCAUGCUGGUUCGAGCGGGCAUGAUCCCGCCAGCCUCCCCCGCUUUCACCCGUAUAUCAAACAGCAGCUCCAAGGGGUCAGCCCGUAAGCACCCAUCCUUGCACCGCUCCAAAUCAGACCUGAGUGACCGUUAUUCUCGCGCAACAGCCGACCUAGAGCGAUUCUUCAACUACUGCGGGCUGGACCCGGAAGAGGUGGAGGUGAUGGGCGGAGUGGAGCGCUUCACAAGAGCCAACUCAGACAUUGUUUCCAUCUCCAAGCUCCGCAGCGUCAGCACGCCCAGCUCGGAGUGCGGAGAUGAGGCUGACCGGGCGAGGGAGGACGAGAGAGGCGAGGGCGAUGAGGAUGGACCCGCCAGAGCCAAUGAACGGGUCCCCUACGGCAUCUCUGUCAUUGAGAGGAACGCUCGAGUCAUCAAGUGGCUAUAUGGCAUCCGUCAGGCCCGAGACACUAACAACGCCGUCUCUAACGUAUAGACUAACGAGGACUUGAAGGAACUGAAAUAAGCAAACAGGGAAGCAGAACUUUUUGUAUGUAUACACACGUCUUUUUAUCUGGGCUGCAAGUCAGGACUGCCUCCCUGCAAGACUCGAUGGACCGUACAUUUCCUUUUUCCUUCACUUGAUCUUGUAUAGCAAUACUGGUAUACGAAAGCAAUAAUAGACUGGUAUAAAAGACGAUGGUGAGGAUGAAGCCAGGUGAUGUUUGCAAUUGUUCCUCAUGUAAAGGUACUUAAUGCGUGUGUGUAUGUGUAUGUGUGCGUGUGCGUGUGUGUGUGUGUGUAACAGAGAGCUU